UGUUGGAAACUACACAGAAGCUCACGAUGGCUCGAAUGGGAAAAAUUGACGGAUAUUUUUAUUCUCCCGGAUUUCCCUCCACAGAAGCUGUAUAUAAGAUGGCAAAGAUGGCACCAUUCUCAUACCUGAACUGGAGUGAACACGACAGCUCAUUUGACCACACCAACAACGAUAUACGAAGCGAUGUCUAUUUUCAAGACCGGAAUCUGCGUACUCGUCUUUGCCCCCCUCAUAGACAACAUCCUGGGAAACCCCGUGCCGGGAAUCUGGUCAACGCCAUGUGGUCCCCACGUUCCUACAUUAUCAUGGGGAGGUAUUUUCGAUGACCCAUCGACUGGACCGUCCAACAAAGACCUAUCGGCCGAGUUGUACACCCGAACCAAGGAAUCCCAUCAAAACGCCAUCGCACUCCGUGAAACUGCAACUAUCCAUCGACUGGACUCCAGCGUGACCCUUGCUCUCGUAUUGGAAGGAUCAACCCACGUCAACUUUCCCUCACCCGAUGACGUCAUAUUUUGGACGGACAAAAACUCCACAGCAACCGUUCUGAAGAAAGAUUACGAGAACCUCUCUAUCGCUUACGUGUUUCUCGAGGCUGUACAAGCUGACGAUAGCAGCGAUUUCAACAACACACUCAAAUCUUCCCUCGACCAAGCAAUGGAGAAAAUACUGGCGAUACUUUGUACUAUGGAGAGCCUCCUCAGCAACCACGAUCAAAGCAUCGGUAGUUACGUCACACGUCAGGUGAUGCCGAAUUCACUUCGUGAGAUCACGUCCUAUAGUAGCAAACGCCAAAGAGACUACAUCGUUGCCAAAGAUGUCGUACAUCUAUUAACGAGAGUGAAAGAAAGUCACACAAUGCUGAAGACGGGUUAUCAGUGAACAUAGACGGGUUAUCAGUGAAGAUAUUUAUUUUUAUAACUUUUAUAGCAUGUUUUUCGUUGAGAACAGAUUAUUUUUGUGCUAGUUUUCAAUACUUUUUUUCAAUAUUUACUUUUAUCGUAAAAAUACGUGUGAUAUGUUUUAGUCUUGUAUAAUUAAUUGUGGAAGCAGAAUUGGUUAAUGUCUUUACAAGUGCUAUUCGGAAUGUCUGAAUUGAUAAUGUGAAUGUCGGGAACACGGGAUACCUCACAAUGACACUGUAUAAUUAUAUACUGGCGAAGAACCGUCAAACAGAACAAAACAGGGCACGUUUGAUUUCUUAAACCCAGGACGGCGUAGAUAAACCCGAUUGAUCAGAACAAGUGGCAUUAUACAAGGCUAUAUAUUUGUUCAGUAUCUUUUAAAAUUGCGUGAAAAUAUAAACAUUCACCCGCAGACAGGUACAAAACGUACUUUGUUGAUGACAAUAUAAUUUCAAAAUAUUAGACCACUGAAAUAAUAAAAUGGAACAAUGGCUUGGGUUUAAUGUUAUUAAUAUUAUUAACUACAAUCUAUGUUUACAGUAAUAAAAUCAGAAACCAAAAACGGUUUGGCCUAAAGAUCUAUAAAACCACCAAAACAUUAUAAUCAAUUUCGGAUCCGGAUCCGAUCCGAUCCUAACGUUUGAAUGACCGUUCUUCCCUUAACAAAAGUGAGAAUCUUCUUACAUUCAUGACAUAUUCGCCAUAUAAGUAUGGCACAUCCAUGCAACUUUUGACAACAAAUCCAAGUUAUACCAAGUCUUGUUACAAAUAGCCUGUUACUUUACAAAAUUUGUUCUUAUGGUUAUGACUUUGUGUUACAAAGGAAAUGUAUAUAGGUACAACCAAGGAGGGUCCGUCUUCUUAUAUCAACAACAUAUUUUAUUCAAUUUCUUAUCGUAAAACAGUCUUCCAGACGUGCGUUCAUUGAAGGAAACUUAACUGAACAUGAAUUGACGUUUUAAUGGAAUAUUUAUUGGUAUGAGUGUUUAUUUCAAUUGUUACCAUGCAAUUAUACUGAGAGAAACAAAUAAGGGCAAAGGAAAAUUCCAGCGUUCCUUUGAUAUUUUCCAUUUAUAUUUUAAGCUUUCAGUAGCGCUGAGGGAGGAAAUCGGAGAAUAUUACAGGAACACUGCCGUGAAGUGGUGUUCCCUUAUUUAUUUCCCUCAGUAUAUUUGUUUGUUCUUCGAAUGAAAGUACAUGUACACAUUUCAUCUGUAAUAAUUCCUUGUGUGUAAUUGUGUGUUAAUGAAAUCUUCCAUCCAUGACGAUAACAAUAUUCCUUAACACAAGUGGUGCUCCUCUGAUAAUGCUUCCAGAAUUCCAUGAAAAUGUAUGGAGAAAUAUGUCCAUUGUUUUCGCUUAUUUGCAGUACUAUCAGAAAUAUAUUUUCAAUCAUUGUUGGCACAGUAUACAUUGCCAUUUACUUUUACAUUGUUGAUAUAUGUCAUUUACGGAGCCAUACAUUCUGUUAGUGUUGCUCAUGGAAUACUACUUUUCAUUCCUCAUGUGAAGGUUUUUAAUAUAUUUAACGUUUCUUUAUGUAAAUCUAUACAUUACAUGUUUUUAAUUAAGAAAUAAACACAUCACGAACCACAUCUA
Haliotis rubra (blacklip abalone) is the source of this 2504-nucleotide messenger RNA. RefSeq lists its product as uncharacterized. The record is from RefSeq and is a predicted model, not a curated record. NCBI's taxonomy places the organism in Eukaryota, Metazoa, Mollusca, Gastropoda, Lepetellida, Haliotidae. The coding region runs from base 184 to 882 and encodes 232 amino acids. The transcript has 4 exons.